AUGGUUGUUACAGAAACCACUCACAGGAGGAAGCACGCUAAUAUUCCUCUGUCUCUUCCCGAAUACCCUAAUGCUCAUCAGUCUGCUUCCAAAAAGCCUGAUCAUUCUCAGUCUGGUUCUCAAGACCCUAAUACUCCUCAGCCAGACCCUCAAGACAAUAAUAAAGAGUUGGGCCCCGAAGAUCCCAGUACUCCAAAGUUUAGUCCCCAAUACCCUGAUACUCCGCAAUCUGGUCCCCAAGAACGUAAUGCUCCUCAGUCUGGUCCUGAGGACCCAGAUACUCUUCAGUCUGGUCCCCAAGACCAUAAUUCUCCUCAGUUUGGUUCCCAGCACCCUAAUACUCCUCAUUCUGAUACUGAGGUCUCUAAUGCUCCUCAGUCUGAUCAACAAGACCGUGAUAGUCCUUAG
Molecule: messenger RNA, 408 nt
Organism: Scylla paramamosain (green mud crab)
Lineage: Eukaryota; Metazoa; Arthropoda; Malacostraca; Decapoda; Portunidae
Product: opioid growth factor receptor-like
Exons: 3
Coding region: 1-408 (135 amino acids)
Source: RefSeq, a predicted model, not a curated record